Molecule: messenger RNA, 222 nt
Organism: Podarcis lilfordi (Lilford's wall lizard)
Lineage: Eukaryota; Metazoa; Chordata; Lepidosauria; Squamata; Lacertidae
Source: the annotation of a GenBank genome assembly
AUGUCGGACGCUCCCUUGCCCGCUUUGUCAGGUGCCUUUGGCCAGCUCGAACCCGCCCCCCAGACCAGCCUCCUCCAAUCGGCCCCUCCGGUGGCGGCUCGCACGCCGGGCGAUUGGCCGAGCGAGAACCGGCAGUGGGCGGCUUGCUGCCCCACGGCAAUUAUUACUAUUAUUACUAUUGCCACCAUCAUUAACAGCAUCAUUGUCAUUUUUCUUAAUUAA